UGAUUUUCCCGCCAUGGGGCCUCGUUCUCAUUUUGCAGCAGCCAUAUUGCAUAACGCCUCAGAAAAGGAUAUCAUCUUGCAGUGAUCUUCACAGUGAAGGAUAUCCUCUUGUUUCAAAUUGGCCCUCCUGGCACAGUGUUACCAAAAACCAAUCAGCCAGCGAUGAUUGCAACCUUUUUCAAAAGGGCCUGUCCAACCAGAUUGCCAAUCAAAAUAGAAACUUGAUUGAUUCCUCGUCAAAAAAGAAGAAAAAGCAAAGCAAUAUGAAAAGUUCUCAAUCUAGAUUUUGCUCAAACUGCAUUAUUGGCUUUAUUGUCAUCUGCUUUUGCCCAAUUUUUAUUGGAAUCAUAUGCUCUCUUUUGUUUGACGUAAAUGAAGGAGAGAACAAAAUUGAUUUUCAGAGUAUGUCCCAGGAAAUUGAAAAUAGCCUUCAGUACCAAUUGAUUGGACAACAUUUGGUAAUUGAUGCUAUUAAAGGUGAUUUCAAAUUGUCACUAAUUAAUAGCAGUGUCAAAAGUGCCAUUUUACUGCUAGUAGGACCAUCAGGCAGUGGCAAAAGCUUUACAAGAAAGAUCUUGGAAGGUGCUUUUCAUGAGCAUGGCUUCAAAAUUGUGCAAAGAUUUAAUGAUCCAUCUCCUGUGAAUCUAGGCUUGUGUGAGUCUUCUCCAUUCCUUGAAGAAAACAGCAACAUAUUAUUUGUCUUUGAGGAUGCAGACAGGGAACUCUUAGAAGUUAUGGAUGUUGCAUAUAGAGUUACAGCCUCUACACUUGUUUCUAAAUGUAAUAAAGUAAUCAUCAUCAUUGUUACCUCAGUAUACGGAGAUGAAACAAAAAGAUUCAUGUCUGAGAGAUGUUUAUUUGGAGAGCAAAGGCUUAGAAUUGAUUCUGGAAACUUACUUAGCCAUUUGUCUUUGACUGUAAAUGAGUUAGCCCUAACUGACAGACAAGAGAAAAACAGCAAAAUCAUACCUUUAUUAUAUUUGCCAUUAGAUAAGGAGCAUCUCAGAAUAUGUAUACAAAGACAGCUUUCAAAGCGCAACAUUGUAAAAGAGGAAUGGGAACAUAUAACUAGAAAAGUUCUAGCCCAAAUGGAUUUCUAUCCUGACUGUGAAAUGAUGUUUUCCGAAUCUGGAUGUAAAUUGGUGUCUUCAAGAAUUGAUUAUGUCCUUGGAAAUGAUAACUGACAUUGCACCUCUGCAAGUAGGUUUUUGCUCAUAUUUUAUGUUGAGAUAUGUCCAUUAACUUUGAAUUACAUUAAUUAUUUGUUCAGGAUUUGCAGGCUUUCUACAGAAUUUUGAAAACCUGGGAAGUAAAAACAUAUUUUUUUUAGAAAAGUUCUUUGGAAACCUAAAAAAGUUUGGGGAAACCCGAAAAAUCAGGGACGUUGUCUGAGUUAGCAAAAGUAAGUAAAAUUUGUCAAGAGUUUGUUUCACAACCUAAUUUGGGCACUUGGGAAAUCUGUUUCUUACUGCCUAGCUAUAAUGUAUUUGAUAAGCUUGCUACUGCACUUUUUGUAGGCAUUUCUUUUGCUUUUAUUGAUUGCGUAUGGAUGCAAAAAAAGUCCCUGUCCCCAGUUGUCUGCUUUUUUGAUACCUUCGUUGGCCAAUGAACUAUCUACAAUUUGUACCUCAAGCCAAAGAGAUGACUGGGAAGAGUCAUGUUGUUUAAAAUCAGAUAUUCUGCAUGAACCCUGUUUUUUGUUUUAUUAAGUAUGCUGCCAAUAGCCAUACUGCAUUCGUAUAAGAAGACAGUGUUUGCCUUUAUUUACUUACAGUGCUAAGAGGGCUCACUCUUUCACUAACUAAGACAGGUGCCCCAAUGCUAGGUUGACUCGGAAGUUUGUGGCCACCAACUUUUUGGCCACAGAAAGAUUCCUUUUCGUCACAAAGACAAUGUUUACCAAACUCUUCAAAACAGAAAUUAUCUGCAGUGCCUGGAUGUCAUAUUGGAAGUUUGAUUAUUCAAGAUAUGCAAAAUGAAAUAAAAUUAAAAACUUUAGGAUGAUCAAAAACUUUUGGAUAUUUACAUUCUGGAAAAUAUUUUUGAUAAUGCGUGUUGUAUUUCUAUGCAAUAUGAUAUAAUAAAAUAAACAUAUGAGGCAAAUAAAGUUCAGUCAAAAUGCAUUUCUUUUUGGUCUGUUUUCCACAAAGAGUUUCUUGUUGUUCCCAAUACGGUUUAGGUAGUAUUGCGCAAAGUUAAACCGAAUCAGCGCUUAAAUCCCUUUUUUAAAAGAACAUUGUUCCAUACAGUGUUAAAAAUAUAAGCAUUAUUUCUGUUUUUGAUUGCGUGAAAACAUCAACGAGAGGACUUUGUUCACCAGUUUCAUACCCAUCAUGUCAAGCUUUGGUUGAGACUGGUAUUAAAACUCUUAUAAAAAUAUAGCUUGGUAUCUAGAAUUUUACUAAUAUUUAAGAAGCCGAACGCCACUGUUCAUUUCAUUAGAUAGUUUAACGCUGCAGCCCAAAGUUUUUGGAAGGGAGAAAGGAUAAUGGCAUUAUGCCGAGAUACCCCUCCACUACGCUACUGUUGCCUCGUCAACCACAGGGCACACUUGGCUCUGUUCCCAGGGCCCCUGCAGCUAGAGGGGCCACAAAUAUUUUGACAGGAUUUAUGAUCAAAAUCCAUCAUCGUAUUUAGCAAUGUGGCAUAUUCAUAUUCCUCGAAUCCACGACCUCUGGUCAAACCUCCCCUGCUACGGAUAGAACUCCGCUCAUUGUGAUGCAAGAAUACUAUCAUACUUUAUCUCAGUCGCACGCUAAAUGAUUUUGCAUCGAUGGAAGUUACGAAUUGAAAUAAAAUAUUUAGCAAGAGAAUAAGCGAAUUUUUCGCACACUUUUCGAUAUUCGCUAGUCCUACUUUUUAUAUUGCCUAUUGAUUCUGUCUACGUAGGACGCACAACCCAAAGAUUGGGGGCAGGAUAAAACAACAUGUUCCUUCCAACAUAAUAAACAAAACUGCCCCGCAAAGAGAACAGCCUCCUUGAUCUUUUAGGUAUAGAAACACUGUUAAAACAAGUGAUUCUGCCAUCGGCCAACAUCUUUUAGACAACCCAGAUUGUGCAAAACUCUAUAUAAUGACGACAUGUUUUGGCAGAGCCGGGUCGUCUUUCCAUCUAGCAGUUUUGGGAUCGAUCUACAUACAAACGAAAAAGCCGUCAUUGUGUAGACAGAAGGAGUUCGUUUUCUCUCUUAGACUCCAGUGGGUAUUUUUCUAUAGGCACAAAGCACUGAUUGGUCAACUAUACCAGUCUUGUGCUUGCGUUUUUCUUAUUGGCCUAUGUCGAUCCACAACUGGGUAUAUAUUUUUCAUCGUGUUCUGUCGGACCCUUAUUCUAACGUUUUAUGCUCUGAGGAGUGUCAGACGAAAAACCUUUUAGCCAAUAUGUUCAGUGGUGCCUCCAGCCUUGGAAAAAUGGCGGGGGAAAGGUGUGUCAGGGACCACGCCCUUUUGUACCACGCUCUUUCCCCCUGAUUGAAACAUUUUCUUCCGAAGGAUUCAACUCUUGUCUCCCAAGAAAUCUAGAUAACGUACAUAUCCCCCCCCCAAAGUUUUCUCAUCAAGUUUAAAAGAAUCUCAAGGGUCGACUUUCUGACAAAGUGGGGGGGGGCUUCCCCCCAUGUGUUAGUUUUCUGUGUUGCUCUAAAUUUUUCAAUUUUUUGGGAUUUUCUUUUCUUUCAGAUCCAGUUAGUUUGAAUUGUCCAUCUAGAUGAAUACAUUUGUUAUUGACCUAGUAUAUUUCAAUAUAGCAGUUCUUCAGUUUCUGUUGACCUCCACCAACAUCUUAAGUCCUAACCUCUGUCAUGAUUAAUAAAAAAGAAUUCAUUAUUAGCAUUAAUCCAAAGGUUCACUUAUGACCAAAGAAUAUGAGCAGAAAAUCAACUUUUGGAAUAAUUUAAUUUAAUGUUAUAUAGUUCAUGUAACAAAUAUUUUGUUAUCAGUCAUGUGUCACAAUUUACAUCAGAAGUUAAUAGUUUCAGAAGAUAAUUUAACUAGGUCAGUUUUUGUGUACAUCCUUGCAAAAAAUAAGUUUCAUAUAUGAAAAGCUCUAAUUACGAAAAAUCAAUCCAUUAAAUGAUAAAGUAAAGAAGAUAAACUAUACUUCUUGUGCUUUGUUAUCUUAACAAUGCAAUAUUGCUACUUGAUUAUCUAAGUUACUUCACAGAAAACAUGUUAACAUCUACUGCCAGCACAGUAUAAAAAAUUAUGCAACCUCCCAAAAUGAAGUAAAUUACUCAGAAUUGAUGUACCAAGAAAUACUCACACACUGCUAAAAUUUCACCCCCAAAAAGUAUUCUCCUAAGGGCCACGGGAUUUCACAUGACUACAUUUAUGUAUGAAUGACAUAUGCCCCUCAUCAGAAAUAAAGAUAAUGUGAUUAUUAUUAGCAGUUCUUAUUUGCACUUCAUAACAAGAAAAUGAGAUCUUUUCACUUGGAAAUUUCCCACGAAAAUCACAAGAAGUGUCAGCAUGAAACUCAUCCCAGCAAAAGCAGUCUCAAAAGUGCAGCAAUUGCCAUAACGGUAGAUAAAAUGCCAAUUUGCAUGCCAGAGGCAGAGUCAGAAGGCCAGUUAUCAGGUGCCAUGUCAAUGGUUGGGUCAUACUUGACAGAUGAACUGAAUUUUGGAAACCGGAAAAUAAACAGUUGCUUGCUGUUCUUCUCUUCCACUUUUGGGAAACCAGAUGACAUUUUUUGCCAAGUUCCAUCUACAUCGACCUUUUGGGAAAAGAAAAAAUUUAAUUAACAGAACUUUCAAUUAUGAAACAUUUCAUUCAGGAAAAAAAGCAGGGGCACCUCUUCUAUGACACCACCUCCUCCCAACAAGCCAAAUUAUGCAGACCCCCAUGUAAGUAACACCACCUAUAAGAAGUAUAAGUAGCUUGAAUUUAUACAAAAUGUAGCCAUCCUUUGUACACAAUAAAGAACUAAUGCUUUGGUAGUUGAACAAAAUUCAUCAUCAGCAAUAAAGUUCUGUAGGCUCAAUUUAAUUCAGUGAUAAUUGACUGAAUCAGUGGCGGUUUGGUCAUAAUGAAACCAAGCUGUAAACAAAGUUGGAUAAUUUUAUCAAUUGUUGUUGAAUGUUCUUGUUAUAAUUAAUUAAGCACAGGGAAAUUGUUAGAAGUUGAAAUUUAUUUGUGUUGAUGUCAUGGGUUACCAGAAGGAUGUAGUGUUGAAAGCAGGGAGGUCAACUUUUAUGAUAUGCAGUCAACAAAAACAGUUAACCAUUUGGAUAUUUGUUGAGAAAAAGAUAGAAUAUUUCAGGAAAGAUAUUUUAAGUAGAAAAUAUGCAAUGGUAUAAUUAAAAUCUACAAAGACCCUUACAAUAGCAAAUAUUUGUCAAAAAAUUUAGGAAGCCUGCUACUCACCUCUCCACUAAGUGUGCAAUCUGCGUCACCCAAAUCAAGUGUUUCAACUUUAGAACCUUUUCCUUUAGCUUUGGUUUUCUUUAAUGCUUUGCUGCGACCUUUAAUUUCAAUUCCAAAUUCUAUUUGGUUUCCAACUUCAGAAGAACUGCCUUUUGAGCAAGUGUCACCUCCAGCUCCUCCACAGAAUGUCCAGCUCUCUAUCUUUAUGUUGAACUUGAUUGUUCCUUUCUUUACAUCAAGUGACUCAUCAUUUGAAGUUUUGACAGUGCCGCUGUUUUUGAAAAUGAAGAUAUCAACAGUGAGUUUUGCUCCAGGACCAGAAAUCGUUGCUUCAAAUUGGGUAUGCUUGACAGAGAUGUUUUGGUAUUCUGUUUUCAAACCAGAUGUUUUGAAGGUAAAUGAUUCUCUUGCAAAUGUAUUGAUCGAGUGCUUCUUUUUGCCAGUUGCACCUACUUCAUUUCCACUAUUGUCCAACUCUUUGAUGUAGUCAAAGUUUACAGUGACCGAACUUUUCGCUGCAAUUAAAAAAGAAACAAAAUGCUUGAGUCUUUGCCAAAGAAAACUGUUGCAAUAUUAAAAUGUAAAGUUUAUUUCGAUAAUAUAAAGGCUUUGAAUAGAAGUGCCAUAUCUCCUCCAAUUAGAGAUGCUCUCAUAUAAAUGUCUUUCUAUUGAAUGCUGCACUUUCAGCCAACAAUUUGUAAUAAAUUCUGCCCUCUGAUAAACGCUGUUAAACAUGACAACUUGGAAAAACCAAGCAAGAAGUAACAAAUAGUUUAUACACUUACUUUUCGAAAGCUAUGAAAGUUUUUAUGUCAUUGGGACUAGGACUCUAACAGAAACAGUGACAUUGACAUUCCUUGAACACAUUUUUUUGUAGUCUUUAAAACAUUUUUCACACAAUCUUUAUUAUGUGGUUUGGAAAAAGAAAAUAUUGUUUAAAGUCUGUUUCUAUCUUUAUUAUCACAUUUUUCUUGUAAUUUUUUAUCUGCCCCUCACUUUUCAUUUUGUAUUUAAUGCUGCCCUUUUUUCCCCUCUGUUAAACGCUGCAUCCAAAAGUUGGUUUUUUAAUUAAAGCUGCAGUGUUUUUUAGAGGAAAUACGGUAUGAUGUUCAAAAUACCCUCUUUUGCUCCUCAAUUAUCAGCUUCUCAGAUUCAUUAAACAUCAAUAACUCUGUUUUGGCUUAUUGAUGCAACUAGACUUUUCCUUGUAACAUAUUUGUGCAGCCUUUUCUUUUUCCACUCUUCAAGGUCAAGUCAUUAAUAAUCCAACUUUUGAAAUACAUUAGCCAUAUAUGAAGUCAAAUUGAUUAUAUCAACCCUUAAAUUUCUGCCAUUGGGCUUCCCCUUUCAUUCCAGUGAAUUGAAAUAGCCAUCAAUGUUAAAAAAGUACCAAUGAUAAAUAAUUUAAUUGUAACUUACUUCCUUUAAACUGCAUUUUGCCAGAUUGUCCAAGAAUGUUGACCUUAAUAUCCCCUUCAGUCAUGUUUUUAUCUGUUGUGAAGAUAAUAUAAAGGUUCUGAGCGAGUCUAGGCAAGUUUAUCUAUCAUGACAUGAAUUGUAUAUAUACUUAGCUUUAUUUCUUAAUACAGGUUGCAGAUAUGCCAAAAAUGAUAGAAAAGAUUGAUAUUUGAGAAAACAGUUUUGGACAUUCAUUUUUGUGAAAGCCAAUGACCUGGUCAACCCUAGUUGAGAGGACCCCAUAGUCACUCAACAUACAUUCAAAGUUUUUGCAACAAAGUUUUUGCUCCUUUUUUUGUCAAUAUUUUGACAUGUGAAAAUCACUCCUUAUCAAGAUAGAUCCAUUAGAAAAUGUCGAAGAUAUUCAAGAAAAACCUCCCUCUGCCCCAUUUUGAGAGCCUCUAUCGAGAUAUGUUUCUCUCAACAAUUUUCGAAAGACAUGCGCCAGCAUGUAAAUUAAACAUAAAACCGAAUAUGAUUAUUAUGAUGAUACCUUGAAUGACAACACUUCCAUUGCCUCCAGAAGAAGAGUCUGAUGACAGUGAAACUGUUGGAUCAUAUGUGACAGAUGAGCUGAAUUUUGGGAAUCGGAAUUUGAACAAAGUUUUUGCUCCUUGGGUGUCAACUUUUGGGUACGAGGAAACCAUUUCUUGCCAAGUGCCAUCAACAUUAACCUGGAACAAGAAUCACAUCAUUUAGGCCCAUUUAAUGAAUUCCAGCUAAUGUUUCACACAUUUUGGCACAGAGACUCAUGCUUAAAUAUGCUGCACCCCUGCAUUCAGCUCCCUGUUAUUCAAAGAGAUCAUUGGCUGCACAGUUCUUUCUUUACCCUGAAACAAGGCUGUCUAUUUGUCCUUCCACAUAUGCUAAUUGGCCAAAGUAGCAGCAUGGCCAGGAACUUUUUUAGCAAACUGUAAUUCAAAUAGCUAUUUAGCAAAAAAAAAUUGGAUGGACAAUAAUGGAAAAUUUAUCAAAGAUAAAGUAACUAAUGGAAAUUGCAAAAAAUUAUGAUUUUUCUUAUUUUCAAGCCAUAUCAGACAGUGACACACAAGGGCCUGAAAAGUCCUUAAAAACAGCUAAAAUAGUGUCACUUUUUGGCAGGCUCGAGGCCAGUGACUAUUAUAUGGGAUCCAAUGACAAGAAAGGAUUAUGGUCAAAUAUUUAACUUUUUCAAUCAAAAGUCCAGAUGAAAAUAGAAAACAAUUUACAGGUACUGCAAGGUUUGAGUUAAUGAGUUAAAAAUCCUCUAAAACAAAAACAAGAAAAUGUGAUCAACUAAAAUUUAGUUACAAACAAAUAAAGCCUAGUAUACAAUAUUUUCAUCCCAUUGUCCAUCCCCAAAGUCAACUCUAUUAAAUUUGCGAGGCUUGUAUCAAAUGUACUAUCAAUACCCUUUCAAUAUGCCUAGAAUUGGAAAAAAUGGCUAGAAAACUUUUCUUUAAAUCAGAUAAUUUAAGAGUCUCUCCAGAAAUGGCCCCCUUUUCCUAGAAUCCCUAUCUAGCAUCAGAUAGUAAAUUUUAUGAAGAAAAAACAACAUUCUUGGCAGGUAUUAAAUAUAUAACUGGUUCAAAGCCAAAGAAUCAAUUCUACUCACUGCACCACUAAGAGUACAAUCAGCACCACCCAGAUCUAGGGUUUCAACUUUUCGACCCUUUCCUUUUGCUUUAGAUUUCUUUGUUGGCUUGCUUCGACCCUUGAUUUCAAUACCAAACUCAACUUGGGUACCAGCUUCAGAAGAACCUCCUUUCGAGCAAGAGUCUCCUCCAGAACCACCACAGAAGGUCCAACUUUCUAGCUUUAUGUUAAAUUUAAUGUCGCCUUUCUUCACUUCAAGUGAUUCAUUAUUGGAAGUGGAAAGAUUUCCACUUCCUUUAAAGAUGAAGAUAUCAACAAUGAGUUUUGCUCCAGGACCAGAAAUUGUGGCUUCGAAUUGGGUAUGCUUGACAGAGAUGUUUUGGUAUUCUGUUUUCAUACCAGCUGUUUUAAAAGAAAAUGAUUCUCUUGCAAAAGUAUUGAUUGAAUGCUUCUUUUUGCCACUUGCACCAACUUCAUUCCCAUCCUUAUCAAGUUCUUUGAUGUAGUCAAAGUUUACAGUGACGGAACUUUUCUCUGCAAUUAUAAAAGAAACACAGUGCUUGAGUCCAUACCAACGAAAACUGUUGCAAUAUUAAAAUGAAAAGUUUGUUUUAUAUAUCUGAUACAUAAUUUACUGCUAGAUCCUAAAUUGACUCUCAGGGUGUAUGCCGGUAGGUAGCAGCAGAAAUUUCUAUGACAUAAAAACUCUAUCUUUUUCUUAAAAUAAAUAAUUUAUGUUGCUGCAUGUACCUUGAUUUUUGAUGUAUUCAAAUGUUCAUAAACUCGAAGCAUCAGUACUAAGAUGUAGACUUACUUCCUUUAAAUGUCAUCUUGCCAGAUUGUCCAAGAAUUAUGACUUCAAUGUCCCCCUCAGUCAUGUUUUUGUCUGUAGUGCAGAAGAGAAAAGAGUUUAUGAAAUGGCUUACAUGCAGAAGAUAACCAGUGUUUCAGAACAAAAGACCAAUGAAGGUUUCUUGACAUUUCUUCCCUCUGGUCGAAACAUUAUCAUAAAGCUUCUCAGCCUGUUGUACAUUGCAACCAAGAGGAAUUUAGAUUUCCAUUUGUAAUAGUUCAAAAGUAUUCAAUUUAUUUGUUAAUUGAAGAAAAACAUACCAGGAACAAUAACAGUUCCAUUGUCUCCUGAAGAAGAUCCCUCAGACAAUUCAACAGUUGGAUCAUAUUUGACAGAUGAAUUGAAUUUUGGAAAACGGAAUUGGAACAAGGUUUUUCCUCCUUUGGUUUCAACUUUUGGGUAUGAGGAAACCAUUUCUUCCCAGAAGCCAUCAACAUUAACCUGGAACAAGAAUUUCAUCAGUUAGGCCCUUAGAAUGACCCCCUUUCAACUAAAACCAGUACAUCUUUAUUCAACUGGGGCAUUCAACUCAAACCACUGCAUCUAGAAAAGUUUCAUUCAGUUCCACCGAGUGGGAACGGCAAAAGCGCCUUGAGGUCUACUGGGACUGAUUUAUGAAAGGAAUUUCGUUUUAAUCAUGGAAUUAAUUAAACAUAAAGUAUGGCUAAUUAUAGUUUUCGAUUUGACCUAUUGCAAGAAAAAGACAGCAAGAUAUAAUGUAUAUAUUUAAUGGUUUCAAAACUUUUCAGCACACAAUUCUAUCCUGGGUCUCCAAAACCUCUUGGCAGUCCUGGUUGCCAUGCAUAGUUUCAUGUCUAGAUGCACAAAUAUUUAGGCAUUUUUCCCAGUGACCUAUUAUUCUCAUAUAACAAACGUAACAAACAAUGCUAUGAAAAGGAGUCUAGGUAGGCUAAUAACAUACAAUAAACACUGAGCAUUCUAAAAACUCUUUCCAAAAUAGAAUAAAAAAAUUGACACUAAUAAAGUUAAGAACCAAUGUACCAAACCCUUUUUUGAUUUGAAAUGCUUUGACAGGAUUUCUCCAGGAGGGCUUUCAGGAUCUAUAUUUUAGGCUUAUAAGUCAAGUUUCUAGCAUAAAAUACACAUAAAAAGUAGACCUUGAUUUAUACCAUAUGAUGAUAUGUUUUGAUUGCUUUGUGGCCAUAAGUGUAGCUUAUAGGAAAUUUAUGCAGAAAAAUAUUCCUUUUGAUAGGAGAGUGUGAACUGUGGUUUAGAUGUAAAACCUUUUCUCUCACAAGUGUCGUAAUUUAUUGCCAGUCAGAUCUUGAAAUGAAUAGAUUAAUUUCUUAAUUAGGAUCAGCAAGAGCCUGUAUUAUCAAUAUUUAUUCAAAUUUCUUACCAAAGGGGAAAGAUCAACUAAUAUGCUGGACAGCUUAUCAGUGGCGUACCCUGAGCUGUAGCAGUAGGGGGGUCUGGGGCACAGCCCCCAGAAAAUUUAUUUGGACCGUGCCCUUCAAACACUCACAAAUGCAAGGAAACACCUUUUUUUGCAAAGUUUUCCCCCAUCAUUUGAUUCAUGUUAGCUAUGGUAAAUAGCAAAGCAUUUUACAAUUGUUAUUGACACAAGCAUAAAGUAUACUACCCCCCCCCUCCCCCAAUGAUUUUUACAUCGUUUUGGACAAAUCUCAAGGACCAUAUUUUAGAAAAGUGGGGGUCCGGACCCCCCCCCCAGCUUAAAGACCAAGAAAUAUGGUAAUACAACAGCAAAAUAUUCAACAACACUUCUCACUUACCUCACCACUAAGAGUACAAUCUGCAUCACCCAAAUCUAGUGUUUCAACUUUACGACCCUUUCCUUUUGCUUUAGAUUUCUUUGAUGGUUUGUUUCGACCCUUGAUCUCAAUACCAAACUCAACUUGCGUACCAAUUUCAGAAGAACCCCCUUUCUUGCAGUUAUCACCUUCAGGUCCUCCACAGAAUGACCAAUUUCCCAACAUAAU
Molecule: messenger RNA, 11211 nt
Organism: Rhopilema esculentum
Lineage: Eukaryota; Metazoa; Cnidaria; Scyphozoa; Rhizostomeae; Rhizostomatidae
Source: RefSeq, a predicted model, not a curated record